AUGGAGCGCAAAAAGUACCCCGGAGAAAUCAACAUGAUGCCGCGGUCGUACGGCACGGUGCUCGUCGUCGGAGGCUGUGGCUUUGUCGGGUCACGACUGGUAGACCAACUGCUCAACUUUCCCUCCGAGGACGGCCAGCAGACGUCUCCUACUACAUCAGCGGCAGCAAAGGCACCGCCUUAUCCUCCGAUCGCAUCUCGCUCCGCUCCUAUCCCAACACCCAACCCCGAAAAAUAUCAGUCCACGAACCUCCUGCCCUCGUCAUUCCCGUCCCUUCGCUCCCGCUAUCCACCCACCAACCUCUCAAACACACAAGUCCACGUCCUCGAUCUAAGAUGUACCCAACAUAUCUUUCCCGGCGCGACAUACCACUCGGCAGACAUCACCAAUCCGGCGGCGAUUCUUGACGUCUUCCGAAAAGUCAAGCCCGACGUCGUCAUAAACACGGCCUCCCCGUCGUGGGAGGCCCCUCCAGACAUCCUGCGCAAGGUGAACAUCGAGGGGACGCGUAUUCUGGUCGAAGUGGCAGGCGGGAAGAAACACGGCGACUGGGGCGGCCACGUCAAGACCUUCAUCCACACGUCCAGCGCGAGCGUCGUCCACGACGGCGACUCGGACCUCAUCAACGCGAACGAGCUGUAUCCCUACGUCUGCCCUAACCCGCGAGAAUACUAUUCCGAGACCAAAGUCUUUGCCGAGAAGCUCGUGCUCGAGGCCAACGCGAACGAGGAAAUUUCGGACAGUGGCAAAAUGCUCACCUGCGCCGUCCGACCCGCGGGGGUCGUGGGCGAAGGCGACCGCGGCGGCUUCUCCGGCGGCAUUCUGCGCACAGCGAGCGUGGCGCCCUCGUGGCAACUGCACAUCCAGCUGGGCGACAACGCCAACCUCUUCGACAACACGUACGUCCACAACGUGUGCUUCGGCCUGCUAUGCGCCACGACGGCCCUCCUCGAGACAUACAAACGCCGCCAACAGGGCAUGGCGGGUGGUGUACUAAACCACGAGAAGGUCGACGGCGAGGCCUUUAACGUCACGAACAACUCGCCCGCCUACUUCUGGGACUCGUCGCACUACCUGUACUCGCGGUACGGGCGGGCCUUGGACCGGUCACGCAUGACCGUCCUCCCCACGUGGUUUGCGUACUAUAUUGGCGCCGCGGCCGAGGUGUUUAACUGGAUGACGGGCCGCAAGGGGAAGUUUAACAGGCAGACGCUCAAAUACGCGACCAUCAAUCGGUAUUAUAGUUGUGGGAAAUUGAUGGAUAGGACCGGGUAUGUGCCCGUCGUGCCGUUGGACGAGGGGUUCGCAAGGAGCGUCAAGUGGUUCAAGGAGGACGAGGAGCGGCAGAUCAGAGAAAAGGGCGGGUGGGAGAAGGAGAGGUAG
Molecule: messenger RNA, 1383 nt
Organism: Cladophialophora yegresii CBS 114405
Lineage: Eukaryota; Fungi; Ascomycota; Eurotiomycetes; Chaetothyriales; Herpotrichiellaceae
Exons: 1
Coding region: 1-1383 (460 amino acids)
Biological process (GO): steroid biosynthetic process
Molecular function (GO): 3-beta-hydroxy-Delta5-steroid dehydrogenase (NAD+) activity
Source: RefSeq, a predicted model, not a curated record